AUGAAAAGGACCCCGCCAGGGUGGAGUCGCCGGAAGAAGGAACCAUUGUGUACGGGCUGUAUUUGGAUGGCGCGAGGUGGGACGCGAAGGAGCGCACCCUCGCGGAGUCGAGGCCAAAGGAGCUGUACGUGGAAAUGCCACUCAUCCAUCUAGAUCCGAAGGUCGAUUAUGUCAACGACCCCAAAGAUUACGUCUGCCCCGUGUACAAGACUCUCGCCCGUGCCGGUACACUGAGCACAACUGGACACUCCACGAACUUUAUUCUUGCCAUUUGCAUUCCCACCAACGUCGAGCCGGGGCAUUGGGUGAAGCGAGGAGUGGCUUGCGUGGUGUCUUUGAACUUUUAG
Molecule: messenger RNA, 347 nt
Organism: Trypanosoma cruzi
Lineage: Eukaryota; Euglenozoa; Kinetoplastea; Trypanosomatida; Trypanosomatidae
Product: dynein heavy chain, putative
Exons: 1
Biological process (GO): microtubule-based movement
Cellular component (GO): dynein complex
Molecular function (GO): dynein light intermediate chain binding; minus-end-directed microtubule motor activity; dynein intermediate chain binding
Source: RefSeq, a predicted model, not a curated record